AAGGGCCAGGUGAAAAUCCUGCCGGUGACAGACCCUCAUUAGGACUCUUGGCGGGUGAAAUGCAAUCCCUGGGGUCUCAUCUGUUUUCUUCACUUAAUCACUCUGACCCCUUCCCCCACCCCACCUCUUAUUUCCAUUCCCCCUCCCUUCCUCUGCUGUCCAUCACUUAUAUCUUUCCCCCCAUAUGGUGUCCGUUUCUUAUAUGAGUCCCCCUUCUGUCCUUUUCCUGUAUUAGUCCCCUAUCUCAUAUCUGUUGUCUCCCCUCUCUCUCCCUCUCUUCUAAUAGCUGUUAUACCACCACUGCUCCUGGAUCCCAUGUUUCAGCCCCCUGUUGGGUCUUGCUCAUUCUGUCUGCCCCAUGUUGGCUGACACCUUCUGCUCAGUCCCCUUGCUUCUAGGCAUUUACCAUCAUCUUCCUUUUCUCUUAGAUCCACCCUCUUACUUGCCCCUCAGCCCUUCCUCCCCUUUCUCCCCUGCUUCCCAUCUUGUCACAUGGUCUGUACUUAUUUAUUUUCCUUUAUUCUCCAACUUUGAUCACUAUUUCUCUCUUCUUGUCCCCUGUGCUUCCUGGGGUGAUGGAGGUUUGGGGUACCAAAACACAGGUUUUGAGGGUUGGAACAGGGGCUCUAAGAAAUCCUUAUCUUGAACCCUUGUGGAACUUCUCAUUCCAGUUAAAAUUUCCCAUUCCCUCUUUCUCUAGCAUGUUCCAUUGCCUCCCAAGGAUCACUACCUUUCUUAAUAGACAUGUCUGUGUGUGUGUGUGUGUGUGUGUAGAGUUGUUCUUAAGCCAAGUUUCCCUGUGUCCUUUUCCUGUUCCCGGGAGAAUAGUGUCUCCUGAGGUCUAACCUGCUUGCCCCAACUGCAGCCUGGAGCUGCUGCUCUGUUCUGUUUUGGUUAUAUGUAUCAACAGAUUUUCCCUCUGGGUACACCGGCUGUCGAGAUGCAGUCGGCCCGUUGCCUUCCAUGUCUGUGGUCUAAGUUAUUGGUGGUGGUUGUCGUUGUUGUGAUGCUGGGGCUUGGAGUUGUGUGUUUAGUUUUGUUUCCCUAACACUGAGCUAUAAUCCCCAGCCCUGUCAGUGAUCUUUGUAUCUAGAGAAGAUUGGUAGAGUCUCCAAGAAAGCACUGAGGCAGUGAAACUUUGAAUGUAUUGUGAUGUCUAGGCACUGAUGUCCCAGGGGUGCAUCUUUCUCUCUGACCUGCAGCUUGGGUAAAUUUGAGGAAUAUGACCAUAAUCAGUAAGGGGUGGAGUUUUCUAAAGUUACUCAAGGUGCUGAAAUGAAGCUCAAAGGCGAGUUUUCCUGAAAUGUGCCCAAGGUCAUUAUCCCACAAGGGUGACAGCAAUGGCUUUUCCUUCCUGUCAACAUUCUCUACAACAUUCUCUUAGGCCUAGUUCUAUCACUCUGAUGUCGCCAAUCUAACUUUAAUAACUUCCUUAAGGCCCUUCACUGUGUCCCCAUAAGUGGUAUAUGGCAACGAUGCUAGCAAGACAGCAAAAAUGGGGCAGGGAGACCCACAGGCAUCUUAGCAUGCACAGUUGUUGGUCCCAUUUUUUUCUGGAAAAUUGUCUAUCUUCAGAUCUCAUCUUGGGAUGUUCUCCUCAGGAUUGGCUGUUCCGACCUUUCCCUAACUCCUUCUAAAGUUCCUCACUGUGUCCAGAUGUACGGGGACCCCCUAUGCACCGAACCCAGUACGUUCAUUCCCCGUACGACCGUCCCGGCUGGAACCCUCGGUUCUGCAUCAUCUCGGGGAACCAGCUGCUCAUGCUGGAUGAGGAUGAGAUACACCCCCUUCUGAUCCGCGACCGGAGGAGCGAGUCCAGCCGAAACAAACUGCUGAGACGCACGGUCUCCGUGCCGGUGGAGGGGCGGCCCCACGGCGAGCAUGAAUACCACUUGGGUCGCUCGAGGAGGAAGAGUGUCCCAGGGGGGAAGCAGUACAGCAUGGAGGCCGCCCCCGCUGCGCCCUUCCGGCCCUCGCAAGGCUUCCUGAGCCGGAGGCUGAAAAGCUCUAUCAAACGUACAAAGUCACAACCCAAACUUGACCGGACCAGCAGCUUUCGACAGAUCCUGCCUCGCUUCAGAAGUGCUGACCAUGACCGGGCCCGGCUGAUGCAAAGCUUUAAGGAGUCACACUCUCAUGAGUCCUUGCUGAGUCCUAGUAGCGCUGCUGAGGCCUUGGAGCUAAACUUGGAUGAGGACUCCAUCAUCAAGCCGGUGCACAGCUCCAUCCUGGGCCAGGAGUUCUGCUUUGAGGUAACAACAUCGUCUGGAACAAAAUGUUUCGCCUGCCGGUCUGCAGCCGAAAGGGACAAGUGGAUUGAGAACCUACAGCGGGCUGUGAAGCCCAACAAGGACAACAGCCGCCGGGUAGACAACGUGCUGAAACUAUGGAUCAUCGAGGCCCGCGAGCUACCCCCCAAGAAGCGCUAUUACUGCGAGCUGUGCCUGGACGACAUGCUGUACGCACGCACCACCUCCAAGCCCCGCUCAGCUUCGGGAGACACCGUCUUCUGGGGCGAGCACUUCGAGUUUAACAACCUGCCUGCCGUCCGGGCCCUGCGGCUGCAUCUAUACCGUGACUCAGACAAAAAGCGAAAGAAGGACAAGGCAGGCUAUGUUGGCCUGGUGACUGUACCGGUGGCCACCCUGGCUGGGCGCCACUUCACAGAGCAGUGGUACCCCGUGACCUUGCCGACAGGCAGUGGGGGCUCUGGGGGCAUGGGCUCGGGAGGAGGUGGGGGCUCAGGGGGUGGCUCAGGGGGCAAGGGGAAAGGAGGCUGCCCUGCUGUGAGGCUGAAAGCCCGUUACCAGACAAUGAGCAUCCUGCCCAUGGAGCUGUACAAGGAGUUUGCAGAGUAUGUCACCAACCAUUACCGGAUGCUGUGUGCAGUGCUGGAGCCCGCCCUGAACGUCAAGGGCAAGGAGGAGGUCGCCAGUGCGCUGGUUCACAUACUGCAGAGCACAGGCAAGGCCAAGGACUUCCUUUCAGACAUGGCCAUGUCAGAGGUAGACCGGUUCAUGGAGCGGGAACACCUCAUAUUCCGCGAGAACACGCUCGCCACUAAAGCCAUAGAAGAGUAUAUGAGACUGAUUGGUCAGAAAUACCUCAAGGAUGCCAUUGGGGAGUUCAUCCGUGCUCUGUAUGAAUCUGAGGAGAACUGUGAGGUGGACCCCAUCAAGUGCACCGCAUCCAGUCUGGCAGAGCACCAGGCCAACCUGCGGAUGUGCUGUGAGUUGGCCCUGUGCAAGGUGGUCAACUCCCAUUGCGUGUUCCCGAGGGAGCUGAAGGAGGUGUUUGCAUCUUGGCGGCUGCGCUGCGCAGAGCGGGGCCGGGAGGACAUUGCCGACAGGCUGAUCAGCGCCUCGCUCUUCCUGCGCUUCCUCUGCCCAGCCAUUAUGUCGCCCAGUCUAUUUGGGCUUAUGCAGGAGUACCCAGAUGAGCAGACCUCACGAACCCUCACCCUCAUCGCCAAGGUCAUCCAGAACCUGGCCAACUUUUCCAAGUUUACCUCAAAGGAGGACUUCCUGGGCUUCAUGAAUGAGUUUCUGGAGCUGGAGUGGGGUUCCAUGCAGCAGUUCUUGUACGAGAUCUCUAACCUGGACACACUGACCAACAGCAGCAGUUUUGAGGGCUACAUAGACUUGGGCCGAGAGCUCUCCACACUUCAUGCCCUGCUCUGGGAGGUGCUGCCCCAGCUCAGCAAGGAAGCCCUCCUGAAGCUGGGCCCACUGCCCCGGCUCCUCAAUGACAUCAGCACAGCCCUGAGGAACCCCAACAUCCAAAGGCAGCCAAGCCGCCAGAGUGAACGGACUCGGCCUCAGCCCGUGGUGCUGCGAGGGCCAUCAGCCGAGAUGCAGGGCUACAUGAUGCGGGAUCUCAAUAGCUCCAUCGACCUUCAGUCCUUCAUGGCUCGAGGCCUCAACAGCUCUAUGGACAUGGCUCGCCUCCCCUCCCCAACCAAGGAAAAGCCACCACCGCCGCCACCCGGUGGGGGUAAAGACCUGUUUUAUGUGAGCCGGCCGCCGCUGGCUCGGUCAUCCCCAGCAUACUGCACAAGCAGCUCGGACAUCACAGAGCCGGAGCAGAAGAUGCUGAGUGUCAACAAGAGUGUGUCCAUGCUGGACCUGCAGGGUGACGGGCCUGGGGGCCGCCUUAACAGUAGUAGUGUUUCCAACCUGGCAGCCGUUGGGGACUUGUUGCACUCAAGCCAGGCCUCACUGACAGCAGCCUUGGGGUUGCGGCCUGCACCUGCCGGGCGCCUCUCCCAAGGCAGUGGCUCGUCCAUCACAGCAGCUGGCAUGCGCCUUAGCCAGAUGGGCGUCACCACGGAUGGUGUCCCUGCCCAGCAACUACGCAUCCCCCUUUCCUUCCAGAACCCUCUCUUCCACAUGGCUGCUGAUGGGCCAGGGCCCCCAGGGGGCCACGGAGGGAGCAGUGGUCAUGGUCCACCUUCCUCCCAUCACCACCACCACCACCAUCACCACCACCGAGGCGGAGAGCCCCCAGGGGACACUUUUGCCCCAUUCCAUGGCUAUAGCAAGAGCGAGGACCUCUCUUCAGGGGUCCCUAAGCCCCCUGCCGCCUCCAUCCUUCACAGCCACAGCUACAGUGAUGAGUUUGGACCCUCUGGUACUGAUUUUACCCGUCGGCAGCUCUCACUUCAGGACAACCUACAGCACAUGCUAUCCCCUCCCCAGAUCACCAUCGGUCCCCAGAGGCCAGCUCCCUCAGGGCCCGGAGGUGGGAGUGGUGGGGGCAGCAGUGGGGGUGGUGGGGGCCAGCCGCCUCCCUUACAGAGGGGCAAGUCUCAACAGCUGACAGUGAGCGCUGCCCAGAAACCCCGGCCAUCCAGCGGGAACCUAUUGCAGUCCCCGGAGCCAAGUUAUGGUCCUGCCCGCCCACGGCAACAGAGCCUCAGCAAAGAGGGCAGCAUUGGGGGCAGCGGGGGCAGCGGUGGCGGAGGGGGUGGGGGGCUCAAGCCCUCCAUCACCAAGCAGCAUUCCCAGACUCCAUCCACGCUGAACCCCACAAUGCCGGCCUCAGAGCGGACUGUAGCCUGGGUCUCCAAUAUGCCUCACCUGUCGGCCGACAUUGAGAGCGCUCACAUCGAGAGGGAAGAGUACAAGCUCAAGGAGUACUCAAAAUCGAUGGACGAGAGCCGGCUGGACAGGGUGAAGGAGUACGAGGAGGAGAUACACUCGCUGAAGGAGAGGCUACACAUGUCCAACCGGAAGCUGGAAGAGUACGAGCGGAGGCUGCUGUCCCAGGAAGAACAGACCAGCAAGAUCCUGAUGCAGUACCAAGCCCGCCUGGAGCAAAGUGAGAAGCGCCUCAGGCAGCAGCAGGUGGAAAAGGACUCCCAGAUCAAGAGCAUCAUUGGCAGGCUGAUGCUGGUGGAGGAGGAGCUACGUCGGGACCACCCCGCCAUGGCUGAGCCGCUGCCUGAACCCAAGAAGAGGCUGCUCGACGCUCAGGUGGAGAGGCAGCUUCCCCCCUUGGGUCCAACAAACCCGCGUGUGACUCUGGCCCCACCUUGGAACGGCCUGGCCCCCCCAGCCCCCCCACCCCCACCCCGGCUGCAGAUCACAGAGAACGGCGAGUUCCGGAACACCGCAGACCACUAGCCCACCCAGCAUCACAGACCUCCUUCCUUGUGCACCCAACCCCAGAACAUCACCAACCAACCACCAGGACUGGACGUCGCGAGGGACAGCGGGAUUGCCUCCCUUGAUGCCUCCUUGGGGCACCCAUCUGCCACCUGCACUGCUCCACUCCUAGCUGCCCUCUUUGACCCCAGGACACCACCUACCCCACACAGACCCCUUCACUCUGGGGUGCUAUCCCCAUCCUCUGCCUCAUAGUUCCCCUGAGCACUGGGGGACAGACCCUCACCCCCACACUGGGGGCGUGGCACCUCCAAACUUUCAACUUCAGGGUGAUUUUUUAGCAGUGACCAGAGCUGACAAUCUAACUCCCCCUCCACCACCCCAUUUUGGCCUCCCCUGUCCCCCUUGUUUGGGGAGGGGACCCCGGGUGAGGGGGCCCUACUACCCCUUGAUUUCUCAGGAGCGUCUGGGGGGGCUCAGCACGCACAAACUCCUUCUCCUCUUUCCACUCUUACAUUUCCUCUCCCCACCCAUAACCCAGAUGGGGUGGAGGGGGCCACCGGGGCAGGGAGGGGGCGGCAAGGGGGGAAUGGGAGUUGCCUCCCCUUCUUCCCACACCUGAUCUGCUCUUGGCUGGUCCCAGAGCGGGGUGAGGGGGCUUAUGCCCCCCCCUCCCCCAGUGUGUUGGGUGGGGUGGAACUGAGGUUCGGAUGAGGGGUUAGGGUCGAGGGCACGUGUGUUGGCUUGCAGAGGUCAGACAAACUGGUCUGCCCUGCCCCUGACACAGCCGUGCUCUCUACCCUUCCCUCUCUUGUCUCUACUCCCAUGGGGAGGGGGGAACUUACUCUAGGAAAAGCCAUGUCUCUCUCCCCCAGGGUGGGGGGACCUGUGUUGGAGGAUGGGUAUUUGGGGGCCCCCUUACAUGACUCUGUCCCCUGGGGGAGGUAGGACAGGGCUGGGCUUCCCUCUCACCCUACCCCCUCACCCAGUCUCCUUCCCUCCCGCCAGCUCCACUUUCGGUGUUUCUCUGUACAUAGCUCUCUGGCGGGACAGGGGAGGUAGGAUGGAUGGGGUUUGGGGUGGAUAGGCCAUGGAAGGGGAGAAACCCCUCCUGGGUACCCCCUCUUCUCUGACUGCUGUCCCCUACCCAGCCUUGUCUCCUCACUCCUUCUUGCGUUUGGUAUUGAGACUUCUUCCCAGACUCCAGACUCGACCUUUCUUUUGUAUGGACAGCUCUCCUUCAACCUUAAUCCUCUACACAUACCCACCCAGCCGGGGCCAAAUUUAUACUUAUAUAAAAGCUGUAAAUAUGUGAAAUUUUAUCCCGUACCCUUUCCUCUGCUCUCCCUACUUCAGGCCCUACCCUUGGACCUCCUUCCUCCUCUUUGGCUGUUGUAAUUAUCUGGGGUUUGUACUGUACAUAAUUGGGGGGGGGGCUGGGAGGCGAACCCUCUGUACAGAGCUUCCUGGCUCCCUAUCCUCACCCCUCCUUCCCCUCCCCACCCACCACCUUAAGAGUAGGGAGACGCUCUUCUUACUCCUAUUUUUCUUUUUUUUUUGUUGUUUGUUUACUCGUCCUCCUUCCCGCCCCUACCCCUAGCCUCUCGGCUCCCCUACCACUGCCCCCUUUUCUCCACUCCCAGCCCCAUUUCCUUUUUUUCUGGAGUGUGUGGUGAAACAGAAAAAUCAUGUUUAAUAAACGGAGAUUGUUCUUUUA
Meriones unguiculatus (Mongolian gerbil) is the source of this 7323-nucleotide messenger RNA. It is a transcript of the gene Syngap1, whose product is annotated as synaptic Ras GTPase activating protein 1. Gene Ontology annotation, biological process: regulation of GTPase activity; negative regulation of Ras protein signal transduction. NCBI's taxonomy places the organism in Eukaryota, Metazoa, Chordata, Mammalia, Rodentia, Muridae. Bases 1674 to 5624 code for a protein of 1316 amino acids. The transcript has 19 exons. The record is from RefSeq and is a predicted model, not a curated record.